GCCGCGGGGGAGCGCGGGAAAUUCCGGGUGCAUCUGGAAUUUCGCAGGUGGCGAGGACUAUGGCCACGUCUUCGGUGUCCAAGGGUUGCUUUGUGUUUAAGCCAGACUUCAAGAAGAGAAAGAUCUCUGUGCCAAUAGAGGACUAUUUUAAUAAAGGGAAAAAUGAGUCUGAGGACAGUAAGCUUCGCUUUGAAACUUACCAGUUGAUAUGGCAGCAGAUGAAAUCUGAAACUGAGCGACUACAAGAGGAAUUAAAUAAAAACCUGUUUGACAGUCUAAUUGAAUUUCUGCAGAAGUCUCAUUCUGGGUUCCAGAAGAAUUCAAGAGACUGGGGCUGUCAAAUAAAACUCAGAGAAAUUCCAACUGCUGCUCUUGUUCUAGGUGUGAAUGUAACAGAUCAUGAUUUAACAUUCAGAAGUCUAACAGAAGUCCUUCAGAAUAAUGUUACUCCAUAUGUAGUUUCAUUGCAAGCUAAAGAUUGUCCAGAUAUGAAACAUUUUUUGCAAAAGCUGGCCUCACAGUUGAUGGACUGCAACGUAGGCGUGCAAUCCAAAGAGAAAGAAAAUGUUCAGGUCACCCAGAAAAAGAUACAUUAUUCAAUGGAUUCUCUUUCCACUUGGUAUAUGAAUGUCACACAGAAGACUGACCCAAAAAUGCCAAGAAAAAAGAGGACUCCUUCUAGCCAAUGGCAGUCUCCUCCUGUUGUGCUUAUCUUAAAGGAUAUGGAAAGCUUCACCACAAAAGUACUCCAAGACUUUAUAAUUAUCAGCAGUCAGCAUCUACAUGAAUUUCCACUAAUACUCAUUUUUGGAAUCGCCACGUCUCCUAUUGUCAUCCAUCGGUUGCUUCCUCAUGCAGUAUCAUCUCUAUUGUGUAUAGAACUAUUCCAGUCUUUGUCUUGCAAGGAGCACCUGACUACAGUACUUGAUAAGCUACUUCUCACAACUCAAUUUCCGUUUAAACUAAGUGACAAAGUGUUGCAGGUUCUGACCAACAUCUUUUUGUAUCAUGAUUUCUCAAUCCAAAACUUUAUAAAAGGGCUUCAGCUUUCUCUAUUAGAACAUUUCUAUUCCCAGCCCCUCAGUGUUCUGUGCUGUAAUCUCCCAGAAGCCAAGAGAAGAAUAAAUUUUUUAUCAGAUAAUCAAUGUGAAAACAUCCGACGUCUUCCAUCGUUUAGGAGGUACGUGGAAAAGCAGGCUUCAGAAAAGCAAGUUGCACUGUUGACCAAUGAGAGAUUUUUGAAGGAGGAAACACAGUCAUUAAUAGAAAACCUGCAUGUUUACCAUGCAAAUUACUUCCUGGUUUUGAGAUGUCUUCAUCAGUUCACCUCUUCUCUUCCCAAGUACCCACUGGGUCGACAGUGUGCUGUUCACUUCCAGAUCAGAGAGCUGUACUGCACGUGUUUAGAAAAGAGCAUAUGGGAUUCAGAGGAGUAUGCAUCGGCUUUGCAGCUGCUGAGGAUGUUGGCAAAGGAUGAACUGAUGGCCAUGCUUCAGGAAUGUUUCAAGGUUUUUAAGUACUCUUCUGAAAAGCAGCUUGGCAACACAGCAAAGAGAAUAGAGGAGUUCCUGGCCCAGUUUCAGAGCCUCGAUGCAGAAGCCAAAGAAGAAGAAGAAGAUACUUCUGAGUCACAGUCAAAGGGACUUCAGAAGACAGACCUCUAUCAUCUUCAGAAGUCAUUAUUGGAAAUGAAGGAGUUAAGAAGAACAAGUAAGAGGCAGACCAAGUUUGAAGUCCUCAGAGAACAACUUGUGAGCUUCAUCCACAGUCUGGUGAGAGAAUACCUCCUGCUUCCAGACACACAGCCUCUGCAUGAGGUGCUGUACUUCAGUGCUGCCCACACCCUUCGCCAGCACCUGAACGCUGCCCCGCGGAUCGCCCUCCAUACCGCGCUCAACAACCCAUAUUAUUACCUCAAGAAUGAAGCACUGAGAAGUGAAGAAGGUUGUAUUCCAAAUGUCGCCCCAGACAUCUGCAUAGCAUAUAAACUGCACCUGGAGUGCAGCAGGCUAAUCAACCUUGUGGACUGGUCGGAGGCCUUUGCAACAGUUGUGACAGCUGCUGAAAAAAUGGAUGCAAAUUCUGUAACCUCAGAAGAAAGGAAUGAAAUUAUCCACCUCCAGUGCUCGGUUUAUUAGAGCUGUUUCUGAGCUAGAACUUUUAGGAUUUAUAAAACCUACCAAACAGAAGACUGACCAUGUGGCAAGGCUAACAUGGGGAGGCUGCUAGAACGCAAAUGAGUGAAGCCAGAAAGAUAGCAUUUAGCUUAAGAGAAAAAGGAGACCAAUCAUAUUUACACACCGGUAGAGGAAGAUUGCUUGGGAAGAAGAAGAAUGUGUAAUCCCUGUGUGAUGUUUAAACAGAAAAGUAGACUGUUAAUCCCUAUCAGGAAUGUGUCAAAGCACCUUUGGAGUACUUUAGAAUCCAACAAGUAACAUGCUAACAUUGCAAGUAGAACCUCUCUCAGAGUAUCACUGCAAUUUUCAUUCAUUAAGAAAUUAUGAAUAAAUUGUUCUUGGACAUACAUAAUGUAUAAAUGUAAUAAAU
Molecule: messenger RNA, 2547 nt
Organism: Physeter macrocephalus (sperm whale)
Lineage: Eukaryota; Metazoa; Chordata; Mammalia; Artiodactyla; Physeteridae
Gene: ORC3
Product: origin recognition complex subunit 3
Exons: 20
Coding region: 60-2138 (692 amino acids)
Biological process (GO): DNA replication initiation; DNA replication
Cellular component (GO): DNA replication preinitiation complex; nuclear origin of replication recognition complex; nuclear pre-replicative complex
Molecular function (GO): DNA replication origin binding
Source: RefSeq, a predicted model, not a curated record